Xyrauchen texanus (razorback sucker) is the source of this 1603-nucleotide messenger RNA. RefSeq names its product homeobox protein BarH-like 1. The transcript is spliced from 4 exons. Bases 325 to 1068 code for a protein of 247 amino acids. Gene Ontology annotation, molecular function: DNA-binding transcription factor activity, RNA polymerase II-specific; RNA polymerase II transcription regulatory region sequence-specific DNA binding. Gene Ontology annotation, cellular component: nucleus. The record is from RefSeq and is a predicted model, not a curated record. Gene Ontology annotation, biological process: regulation of transcription by RNA polymerase II. NCBI's taxonomy places the organism in Eukaryota, Metazoa, Chordata, Actinopteri, Cypriniformes, Catostomidae.
UGGUACGGUGAGAACAGAAAUAGACUUCUCUCUCAAGCAGCGUGGACGGGACCACACAUUUCGGAAGUCGCCCCAAGAAAAGAACCAAAUUUGACUCGUAGUCGGAGCGUUCAAAUUUAAGAGUCGAAGUCUUCUUUGAGUAUUUCAAAAGUUGUCAACAAACGCGAGGAUGAUUUUCGUCUCAUCUAAAACCCUAAAUGGACGUUUAUGCCCGGGUGCUUCCUAAGGACAUCUGAAUCCUCAAUGUGACUUUUACGCAUCUCCAAAAGGCAGGUUUCAACACCAGGGGGUUCGGAGAACGUCUACCACUUUUAAACAUUAAUAAUGCAACAUCCUUUGGAGAUUGGGGCGCACUACUACCCCCCGGAUGCCCAUCCAGACCAAAGAUCUCACAGGUACAGGAGUUUCAUGAUUGAAGAGAUUCUCACCGACCAUCCGGAUCACAAGGUAUCGAGUCCCGCCGGAGAUCUACUCAAAUUUGGAGUACAUGCCCUUCUGUCGGCCAGACCAUAUCACAACCACUUAGUACUGAAAGCAGACCAGACAAGCAUCCUGAAGUUCCCAGUGUCCCCUCUGUCCUGCUCCCUCGGGGCGCCGCUGGGCUCUGCGCUUUUGUCCGGGGCUGCAGGUCUGCACGUGGGCUCAUCAUCCCAUCAUCUCCCGCUGGACCUCCAUCUUCGUGGGAAACUUGAUCAUGGUGAUGCUGUGAGCAAGACAAAGAAAGGAAGGAGAAGUAGGACUGUGUUUACCGAACUACAGCUGAUGGGUUUGGAAAAAAGAUUUGAGAAACAGAAGUACCUUUCAACCCCUGACAGAAUAGACCUGGCAGAGUCUUUAGGACUUAGUCAGCUUCAAGUCAAAACAUGGUACCAAAACAGAAGAAUGAAAUGGAAAAAAAUCGUGCUGCAAGGAGGAGGACUAGAAUCCCCGACCAAACCAAAGGGCCGUCCAAAGAAAAACUCCAUACCCACCAGUGAGCAGCUCUCGGAGCAGGAGAGGACACGAGAUGUGGACCGUUUAUCCGACGGCUCCUCUUCUUCACUUUCUGAUGCAAACCAAGAGGAAUAAACCAGACCAUCCCGAUCCGUGCGAAUAAUAUCGUUUCCAGGACGCAAAUAUGCCCAUCAUCGGCCUCUGUGGAUCAUUGCUCACCGAAGCCUUUAUUUUGGCACUUAUACACAGAUAAAGACAUAACCACUUGGCCUGAAUUUAUACUACCUAUGUUUUGUUUGUUUGUUUGUUUGGUUGGUUGGUUGCGCCAACUUUUACGGCCCCUGAAAAGUCGUUACGAACUUGUUUUACCAGGGACCAGACUCCGAGCAGUGGUUGAAUGGACGUUCCCUCUGCAUUGAAGGCUGUGGCAUCAUGGACGUUUGAUCAGCAUUUAUUGUGCUUUUUGCUUCAUUGUUAUCUCAACCAUUUUCUUUUAAAAAAACAAAAAACAAAAAAAUAUUAAAUGACAUUUUUUCCAAAAACAGUUCUUUACAUUGUAACAAUGUGAUUUUUUUUUUCUUUUUCUAUGAACAUGGCAAAACAAAAGACAGCAUAGGCCUAAUUUUUACGACUAGGUUAGCAAUAAUAAUAAUAAUAAUAAUAAUAACAA